Phytophthora nicotianae INRA-310 is the source of this 2823-nucleotide messenger RNA. RefSeq lists its product as hypothetical. The transcript has a single exon. The coding region runs from base 167 to 2158 and encodes 663 amino acids. The record is from RefSeq and is a predicted model, not a curated record. NCBI's taxonomy places the organism in Eukaryota, Oomycota, Peronosporomycetes, Peronosporales, Peronosporaceae.
UGAAAAAAGAAACAACGCAGUCGGUGGCGUUAGUGGGCUCCUCAAAUCUUGGGCUAAAAACCUAGGUGGUGGAGGCCGUACACUGCAACCAAACGCCAAACAGCGAGACGCCCCUCAGCUCCAGACCGUUCGCAAUUUAUUCCUCCACGGGGGUGGGUCAACAGCCAUGCGCAUGCUGGCGAUGAACUCGCUGAUGCACGACGCCGACCGCCGCCGAGCGGACCGUACGACUCGCGUGGUAGACAGCCCCAUGGCCAGCAGCGAUACGGAUAAGGACGACGACGCUUUGGACGACGAUGUGGACGAAUUGGACCCCGUGGACGGAUUCCCGAGCCCACCUGCGCGUGUACGACCCCGUCGGCGCUUCAUUAAGCCUGGCCAGACCACUUACGAGCUGUCGUUCUCCCGUCGUCGCACGCGUAGAGCUGCUGCCUCCCCAAAGGACGAGGAGAAUGAGGCUCAAGACCGAGACGAGUACCGACCGGCACUACCCGGCGCCUCUCGCCCCGUGCCUGCCGUAUCAUCAUUGUCCAGUGUGCUCACUGAGGUCAUGACUGGCAAGACACAGGCUCUCAACAACAUCGUGGACACAACUCCACCCCAGCCUAACGUAACGUAUGUGGUGGAACACGCGCCGGAUGGAACACCCUAUGUGGCUGCAUCUGACGGUAACAAAUAUUUCGAGAACUCGACUAUCGGCCAGAUUUUCCUCAAACAAGCGCCCAAAAACGCCGGACCAAAAGGACGACGAUCGGAUUUGGACUUUUUGCAAUCUGGAGGGUGGAAUCACCAGCAGCAAUCGAGGAGAUCGGACUUUGUAGGGGCAGAUGCAGCCACAUCAGCACGAGUGGAAGCAGGUGAACAGGCUGCUGACAUUGACGCCAAGAAAGGGUCGAAAUCGCUGCUGGGAUUUAAGGGUUUCCACAUGGGUAAGAAGAAAAAGGGGUCGGCCAGCGACUUGAAGGCCGUGCAUGAACAGGGGACAGCGGUGCUAGGCACGCACGAGUCAACGACGCACCAGAAUAUCGACAAUGAGUUCCCCAUGCUGGACCCGGACACUGUGGACAGGAACCGCGCAGACUCGAGUUGGGAAGUGCCAGCAGCUAAAAGCCACAUACAACAAGUACCAGAAGUUCAACAGCCUGUUGCUGUACGACUGCUGGACUCGAACGGGAUGCAAUGUGCUCAACAGGCGAGAACAGACUUACUGGCGUCGGAGGCGACCAGUGACAGCAUCGCCAGUGGCAGCAGUUCACUGAGCUCACUCAGUGGCGCUAGUUCGACCAGUUCCAAUGGUGCUACUGGUGCUCCGACGAAGACGCUUCCUCGACUUCAGCCCAAGAAGGACCUCCCGGCGCCUCCUCUGGCGUUCGACGCGUAUGACGAGGACGACAAUCCGCUCUGUCGGUCGUUCCAGAACGUGCGAGAUGUGGAUAAAAUCCACUCGAAGUCGGACGACGAAGAAGAUGAUGAGGACCACGAACACGAUGAGCAUGAUGACGCGGCUGCGGCGGAUGAAGACUUCCCGGAUGUCAACCACCCCGGCUUCGCUGGACGUGUUCGUGUGUCAUCGGGCGCAACGAGUGUAGCGGAGUUUGUUGGGGGAUUUAAGGGCCAGCUUUCACGACGAUCAGGUGCUAGUGGAUUGGUAAAUCGAAAACGUGCUGCGAGGCAUGCGCGACUGACUGUGGAGGAGCAGAAGGCGGCCGAUCUGGCACGGAAAAUCCGCGAAGCUCGCAACCGAAUUCCGCUCGAGUUCAGGGACGAGUACAUGUCACUCGCAGCCCAAAAUGAGCUUCAGAAGAAGAAAAGGCGGCGGGCUCAUGGUCGACACGUUCGCUUUAACACGGAUGUGUUGGUCCGGGAGUUUGAGGUCGAGUCGGAGGAGGAGGACGACGGCUACAACAGUCCAGACGAGAUCGUGGAUGCUGUGCAGUUAGUGAGUAAGCGCGAUGUUGUCCACGCUGAGGAUGUUGUUGCUGCCUUCCCGAUGGAGCAGCUGGAGCUGCCAGCUGAGGAGCUUCAGACCGUCGCGCACGGUUUCCCGUCACCACCAGCAAUAGACGACGCUGCAGCAGCGAGCGAGAACGUACAGGAUGAUCCACUGACGUUCUCGCAACUCAAUAACGACAAGCGUAUGUCAUUCUCGGAUCUCUAGGAGGAAGGAGACACCCGUCGUUGAAGCGGGUAGUAAGUAGCGUAUCUAUUUGGAGGAGAGCACAGCGGAAGACGAGCUGAAAGUCCCCGCUUGCUUCGCCGCACAUUAAGUGAAAAUUCAUUGGUUUCCCGUGUUUCUCUCGCUGUACAGAGAGGCAGGUUUACUCGUUGACGUUGUGGUGGAUCUGGUUGACGUCCUCGUCCUCGUUGAGAGCGUCGAUGAGCUUGUCGAAGGUCUCACGCUGCUCACCCUCGAGGUCCAGGAACUCUUUGGGAUUGUAGAUGAGCUCGGAAAUGGCUGGCUCCAGUCCAGCCUCAGUGAAGCUCUUGCGUACGGCCGCCAGCUCGCUGGGAUCACACGUGACUUGUGCCAGACCCUCACGCAUCUCCACGUCGUCAGCUCCCGCCUCGAGCUACAGUAACGACAGCAAUGGUCAGCAACACAUCACACACUACCCAAAGAGUUUUCAGCCCAGUACCGUGAUCUCCAUGAGCGUGUCCUCGUCCAUCUCGGGCUUAUCUCCAUCGCCUGAUGAGAGUUCGAUCUGCAGACAGCACGGUGACAAACGUGAGAACCACCACCGCUAUAAUUUUCGGUUCAGGGUUGUACCUCGAGGUAGCCCUUGCGCUCGAACAUCCAAGCGACCGAACCAUUCGUGCCAAGAG